CAAAUCAAUGGUUAAUUUUGUGGUUAUGGUUUAAGUAUAAUAACUUGUUUUUGCUUUAUUUGUAGUAAAUCCAUGCAUUAUUAUCCUAUGGGUCUGAUUUAUGUAAAUAUUAAAAAAAAGUGCAUUACUCAAUUCACAUUCCUAUCAAUUGUAUGCAGUUAGAUUAAAUUGUAUUGGUUCCAAUGACUGGAAAUGAAGUCGCUGAUGGCAAACGGCAUUAUCCAUCACCACCAGACAUGUUGGUAGCCUGUACUUGUAAGAGUUCUUGCCAAACGCGUGUCCAGUUCUUCUUUAUGGUUUCUGGAAGCGCUGUAAAACGUUAGCGUCUCUAGUUAAACGUCGCGAACGCACCGCCGCUCGACCUUCACUAAAAUCAACGCAGUCUCGCCAGCGCCGGUUUGCGCAUGCGUAGACGCGCGGGUCUGCUUCGAGCGGGUCGCGAACUCUGACCUCCUGUAGCUGCAGCGAGCCGUCAGUUUACAGAUAAUUUAUCAAAACACCACAGUUGUUGGAUAAUUCCUCGCGCGUUCAGGGGAGCGUGUGGCUGAUGGGGCGUUGCUGAGCCUCGGUUCGGACAGAACGCCAUCAUGGAAGGAGAAAGUCCCAGAAUUCAGCUGGUUUCUGCAGAUGGAGGCCUGCAGAUCGUGACGGAGCAGCAGCUGGCUCAGAAGGUGCAGAUAGUCACAGCCAUUGAUCAGGUUGGAGCCGGCAAGCAGCAGUUUAUAUUAGCUAACCUGGAUUACCCCAACCAGGAGAAACUGUUCAUCAAACAAGAGAACUCGCCAGCCAAGGUCAUCCUAACAUCUGCUGAUGGGUCUGCGGUCAAUCAGCUGCUCUUCGCGUCGCCUGAGCUGACAGGACAACAGAUCCAGUUUGUGACGGAAGGCUCGGAGCAGGGCGCUACGAAGCCUCCAGUGGAGUAUUGUGUAGUUUGCGGAGACAAGGCCUCAGGUCGUCACUACGGAGCAGUGAGCUGUGAGGGCUGUAAGGGUUUCUUCAAGCGCAGCAUCAGGAAGAAUCUGGUGUACACGUGCCGGGGGUCCGGAGAAUGCGUCAUCAACAAACACCAUCGAAACCGGUGUCAGUACUGCAGACUGCAGCGCUGCAUGGCCCUCGGCAUGAAACAAGACUCUGUUCAGUGCGAGAGGAAGCCGGUGGAGGUGUCCAGAGAGAAGCCGGCGAACUGCGCGCCCUCCAUCGAAAAGAUCUACAUCCGUAAAAACCUCUGCAGCCCUCUCGCCGCCAUGCCAACGUUUGUCAGCGAAAAAGAGACUGCCAGGUCCACCAGUUUACUGGACUCCAACAUGCUCUUGAACAUCCAGCAGUCUCUUUCCAAACUUGACAACACCAUUUUAAUCCCUUCUUCACCAGAUCAGACCGAUUCUAGUCAAGGAGACCUCGGUACCUUGGCCAACGUGGUCACAUCACUCGGUCACCUCAGCAAAAGUCGCGAGAUGAUGGGCAGCGGUACGGACCUGUCGGGGAUAGAGACCAUGAGUAACGAUGACAGCGUUAUGACGGACGUUCAAAGAGAUGAGUCGAACGACGUCACGCGGGCUUUUGACACGCUCAAGUGUCUUCAGUCGGAGGAGGGUUGUGGAGAAGAGGUGGCUGAAGGGGCAGUCAGGAUGGACGAACAGAACACCGCCCUCCUGGAACUCGAGGGCCCGCUGCUCUCAGACAUGCAUGUGCCCUUUAAGCUGAUGAUGCCGCUGCCCAUGCCAGACUUCCUGAAUCUGAAUUACAUCUGCGAAUCAGCUUCUCGUCUGCUUUUCCUCUCAAUGCACUGGGCACGCUCUAUUCCAGCUUUCCAGGCUCUUGGCUCGGAGAACAGCAUCACGCUGAUGAAGGCCUGCUGGAAUGAAUUGUUUGCUUUAGGUCUGGCUCAGUGUUCACACAUUAUGAAUGUAGAAACCAUCCUCACAGCCAUAAUUAACCACUUACAGACCAGCCUGGAUGAAGAAAAGCUGUCGCCGGAGCGCGUGAAGCUAGUCAUGGAGCAUAUCUGGCGCAUGCAGGAAUUUUGUAACAGCAUGAGCCGCAUGAGUCCCGACGCGUAUGAAUACGCUUACCUCAAAGCCGUGGUUCUCUUCAGCCCAGAUCACUCCGGAGUCGACGGCGCCCUUCAGAUCGAACGCUUUCAGGAGAAAGCUUACAUGGAACUCCAGGACUACGUGAGCAAAGUGUAUCCAGAGGACACGUAUCGUCUUUCAAAACUGUUAGUUCGUCUGCCUGCCCUGCGGCUCAUGAGCGCGGCGGUGACCGAAGAGCUCUUUUUCGCCGGUCUAAUCGGGAACGUUCAGAUCGACAGCAUCAUUCCCUACAUCCUCAAAAUGGAGUCUACCGACUACAACAGCCAGCCAAUCAGCACUGCCGAGUGACAGGAACCCCGCCCCCACAGCCACACCCAGCGGCUUUUUUCGCUCGCCCAGGCCCUCUGAGCCCCAAACAGAUAUAAUCGAGUCGAUUUUGAAUGAGGAAAUCAUUUUGUUCUGACUUUGCUUUUUCAUUUGGUCAGUGGUUGUGUCUAUGGGUUACGUAGUUGCGGUCGGAUCGUUUGACUUUUAUUGUACUAGUGUACUUAUUACUAGAAAAAGUGUCUAUAAAGAUACAGGAAGUGCAAGGAAUCUGUUCUUAAGAACGUGUUCCAAAGAGAACUUUGCCCCCAGCCCCAAGCACUGACUUUCUCUGUAUGUAUAUGAAUGAUGUAUAUAGGAAUAAUAAAUGUCGAAUCAAGGGGGAAAAUGUCUGUAUUUUGGUAUUUGUUGGAGGCCGUUCCUUUUUUUACGAACACAUUAAAUGUGAUUAUACAGGGUCCCCACAA
This is a messenger RNA of Puntigrus tetrazona (Sumatra barb), 2824 nucleotides long. It is a transcript of the gene nr2c1, whose product is annotated as nuclear receptor subfamily 2, group C, member 1. Gene Ontology annotation, biological process: cell differentiation; anatomical structure development; negative regulation of transcription by RNA polymerase II. The coding region runs from base 588 to 2381 and encodes 597 amino acids. The record is from RefSeq and is a predicted model, not a curated record. Gene Ontology annotation, molecular function: nuclear receptor activity; RNA polymerase II cis-regulatory region sequence-specific DNA binding; zinc ion binding. NCBI's taxonomy places the organism in Eukaryota, Metazoa, Chordata, Actinopteri, Cypriniformes, Cyprinidae. The transcript has 14 exons.